This is a messenger RNA of Maniola jurtina (meadow brown), 1332 nucleotides long. RefSeq names its product epidermal retinol dehydrogenase 2-like. The record is from RefSeq and is a predicted model, not a curated record. Bases 239 to 1210 code for a protein of 323 amino acids. Gene Ontology annotation, molecular function: oxidoreductase activity, acting on the CH-OH group of donors, NAD or NADP as acceptor. NCBI's taxonomy places the organism in Eukaryota, Metazoa, Arthropoda, Insecta, Lepidoptera, Nymphalidae. Gene Ontology annotation, cellular component: lipid droplet. The transcript has 6 exons.
UGGGAUUUCCAAAAGUUUUUUGCUGUCAAUAAAAACCAAACAUUCAAAAUUUUUAUUUCAAUUUAUUGAAAAAAAUCGCCAAAUAAGCAAAACUGCUCCUAGCAGGUACUCAGUCCUGCUAUAUAAGUUAUAACUCAGACUGUGCUUUAACUAUCUUUUAUACAGGUCAUCAGUACACAGUACACACGAGAUCCAUUAAUAACAAGUUCCUAUUGUGCAUUUUUAUGGUGGUUUUACUAUGGCCUCAUACCUAAGCAGUAUACUGAGCAAUGUGUUAAACCCCAUCUUUCCAUUCAAAAUGUUGUUGAGAAGUUAUUCACUAUGUGUUUUAAUGGUGGAUGUAGUAUGGGUUGUAAUAAAUGCUAUUUAUGCAGUAAUGCAAGCAGUUUAUGAAGUGUUCAGACCUCCACCACUUAAAUCUGUAGAGAACGAGACAGCCCUGAUUGUAGGAUCAGGCAGAGGGGUUGGUCGUGAAAUAGCAAUCCAACUAGCUUACCUCGGUGCCAGAGUAGUCUGCGUAGACCAUAACGAAUGCAAUAACAACAAAACUGUCUCUUACAUAAAACGGAAAGGCGGCACUGCCCUAAGUUAUACCUGUGACAUCACGAAGAAGGAAAACGUGGUUCAUUUAGCAGAACAGAUAAGGAAUGAAGUCGGUUUCAUCAGUAUGGUAUUCUAUUGCUGCGGCAUUCCAAGCCCAAGGUCUCUGAUAACUCAGCCGCCUCAAGAUAUUCAUGAUACUUUGGAUCUAACUUUAACUUCUUACUUUUGGAUAAUAGACAACUUCAUGCCAGAAAUGAAAACAAGGAAUCAUGGCCACAUAGUAGCUUUGACUUCAGUAGCUGGUCUCAGUCACAUCAAGCACCAGAUGCCUUUGAGCGUGGCUCAGUUCGCUGUCCAGGGUCUGGCCGAGUCUCUGAUGGAAGACCUCAGGAUCAACAAGAUUAACGGGGUUCAUGUCACAUUGACGCAUAUCUAUCCGUUCAUCGUAGAAGACAGUUCAGAUUUGAGGAUGAAAAUACCAAGCUACUUCGGAACAAUAACUCCUGCGAAAGCCGCCAACUCCAUCUUAGAAAGUGUCCUUCGGAACUAUCCAGAGGCGUCAGUUCCCAAACAUUUACUAUUUCUCGGACACCUCUUGCGUAUUUUGCCAAGGAAAGCCACAGUGUUAGUGAGGGACUUAUUAGACACAGGCGUAGAUUUCGCUUGAACUAGUAUAAGGUUUAUUGUUUCCUAAAAGUUGAUAAUUUUGUUUGAGAUUUCCAAGGCUGACAUAUAAACUUGAAAUCUGUCAAAGAAUUUACAUGGUUUUCUACAGUGUGAAAUGAACUU